AUGUUUCUGGUUGUGUUUCUAACAGACGCAGAAAGUGAUCGCGUACAGGGAAAAAACAGAGCAGUGCUUUUUCAGUCAACGUCUUGGUUUAGCCACGACAUAAAUGUCAGCUGCUUCAACAACAGAGAGAAAGUUUGUAUUUCGUAUGGACUCUGCGCUCUGUCUGCAAUUUUGUCAGUCGUCGCAUGUUUGCUUCUGAUAUACCAGAGAUGCUGUUUGAGAAAGCAAAUUACGGCCGACGCUGCCACCUGCGCCGCUUAUUGUUUCCUUGGCAAUUUGUGCCAUAGUUUUGGAGCGUUUCUUUCCAAGCAGUUGGCUUUUCAGGUCAUAAUGGGUGCGUUUUGGGCUGCUUUGGAUGUGGUUACUUUCUUAGCUGUCUUGCUCCCUGUGUGUUUGUUCUUUCACUCGAAAAAAGGCGAGAGGAUGAUGAUGAUGAAGAGGAGGAGGAGACAGAACCUGUUGAGUGUGUGUCUCCUGCUAAUCAUGGCUGGAGGGGGGAUUCACCUGACUGUCAGGAGUGACGUCCACCCAGACACAACCCCAAGCAGGAGAAGACUUUUAGGGGCUUUUGUUAACGACAGACUGGAACUCCUGGGCUACAUCCUCGGUCUGCUCAGUUUUGUGAUCAGCUGGACUUCACGCUUUCCAGCUAUUUUGAAAGCUUUCAACGGAAAGCGAAGAGGAACAGUCCAUGCUGUUGUUGGGAUUCUGUAUGCUGUGGCUGGUGCCCUUUAUACCACAGCCAUCUUGGUCCAUGACACAAGACUUGCAUUCGUGAUCAAAGCCCUGCCAUGGAUUAUGUCUUCAGUCUGUUGGGGAGUCUUGGAACUCCUUAUCCUGGUCUUCUCCCUCAGCAGAGACCGAUGUGUCCGUCAUCAGACUGUGAGAUCUCUCAGCUCAGACCAAGUGGCCUUGUUAGGGGCCACCUCUGUCGGAGGUAACCACACAGGGAAAGCACACAGGAAACUCCAGGACAAAGAGGGUGCGUCUCCACUUUCCCCAACCGCUAACAGGAAUCUCCAUAAGAGGACAGACAUGGGGCGCUACAUGGAUGUCAACAUUCCGGUUGUACGCAAGGUGUGUCUGAAGGAAGUGCGGAUCUCCAAUGGGGGUCAGUCUAAGACUGAGACUAUGAAGACCACUGUGAAGGUGCUGAGAGUUGAUGAAACCUGUUCCUCAGGCAGCUCUUCAGAUUCUGACCUAGAGUGGGAUUUUGAGGAGGCGGCGUCAGUGCAGUGGUGCAAGGUUUCACAGGAGAAGGAUGGUGGAGAAGCUUUUCAGCUGCAGCAGUAGAUGGUGACGCCGAGCCUGAAAACCAGCACCCAGUCAGGCGCUCACUUCUGCUAUUGUGACAAGGGUCUGGCCAACAAGAUGGCUGCUGAUGGACCGACUGACUGUCAUAAGACCACAUCUCUGCUCUGAGAAAUGACUGCAGAGCUCUUGCUGACCAACACAGCAGUUUAUGACCAAGCACGGUAUCUAACGUCAGCAGAAAACCGCCUUGGAUUGUCACAUUAUCACAUUACAUAAUAAAACCAAUCACAAUCAGUUUUCGAAU
Clupea harengus (Atlantic herring) is the source of this 1558-nucleotide messenger RNA. RefSeq names its product transmembrane protein 44 (gene tmem44). Gene Ontology annotation, molecular function: basic amino acid transmembrane transporter activity. The record is from RefSeq and is a predicted model, not a curated record. NCBI's taxonomy places the organism in Eukaryota, Metazoa, Chordata, Actinopteri, Clupeiformes, Clupeidae. Gene Ontology annotation, cellular component: membrane.